AUGGAUUCCCACUUGAGGGAGUGCUCUGCUUUGCAACCCCCUCUCGAUUGGCCUACCCGGAUGCACAUUGCCUUAGGAGUGGCGAGAGGGAUCUCGUAUCUUCACGAGGAUUGCAGUCUUCAGAUAAUUCACCGAGACAUAAAGCCUUCGAACAUUUUGUUGGAUGAGAACUUCGAACCUCUCAUUGGGGACUUCGGCAUGGCAAAAUUGGUGAACCAUGAAGAUUGGAAGCAGCAGAUCCAGGAGUCGAAAAGCGCCAGGGCACCGCACCAGAUGGCUGCUCUGGAUAGAUCGGAAAAGUUAUACAGUACCAAUGUAAUAGGUGGUACAUUUGCAUAUCUCCCUCCAGAGUACUUGAUGCACGGUUAUUUCUCAGCAAAGAAUGAUGUCUUCGCAUUUGGGGUGGUACUCCUCGAGCUCAUCUCUGGUUCAAGGAUUGAUUUUGGGCAGCCUCUAGACAGAAAAAGAUUCCGUGAUUUUACGGGGGUGAAAGACAUUGGGGAACAUAACAAGUUGGGAUGUCUGAUCGAUCCGAACUUGAGGGGAGACUACGAUGAGAAAGAGGCUGAGAAAUUAGUCAAACUGGCUCUCUUGUGCGUCCAAGAGUCACCAACAAAACGACCCACAAUGUCGGAGGCAGUCCAAAUUCUCAAAGGAAGCAGCUUAAAUGACAGAUGGGAGAGUGAAAAAGCGGAGAUGUUACUUACUUUUCCGCUAGGAGAAUCUCUUCUUGAUUCAGAGGAGCUAUCAGGACGCACCCUCGCCGACUCUGCAUCUCAUCUUGAUCCAGAGGUGCUAUCAGGACCGAGAUGA
Eucalyptus grandis is the source of this 813-nucleotide messenger RNA. Its product is annotated as BRASSINOSTEROID INSENSITIVE 1-associated receptor kinase 1. NCBI's taxonomy places the organism in Eukaryota, Viridiplantae, Streptophyta, Magnoliopsida, Myrtales, Myrtaceae. Gene Ontology annotation, biological process: protein phosphorylation. Gene Ontology annotation, molecular function: ATP binding; protein kinase activity. The coding region runs from base 1 to 813 and encodes 270 amino acids. The transcript has a single exon. The record is from RefSeq and is a predicted model, not a curated record.